Messenger RNA from Coregonus clupeaformis (lake whitefish), 1209 nucleotides. RefSeq names its product ORMDL sphingolipid biosynthesis regulator 1 (gene ormdl1). The transcript has 5 exons. The coding region runs from base 216 to 677 and encodes 153 amino acids. Gene Ontology annotation, biological process: negative regulation of ceramide biosynthetic process; intracellular sphingolipid homeostasis; ceramide metabolic process. Lineage: Eukaryota; Metazoa; Chordata; Actinopteri; Salmoniformes; Salmonidae. Gene Ontology annotation, cellular component: endoplasmic reticulum membrane. The record is from RefSeq and is a predicted model, not a curated record.
CACAACGUUAGCCUAAUAUGAUCCACUAACGCUAGCGACCCUCAGGAAAAACAAAGAAAGGUAAAUGGAAUAGAAUGGAAUGAUGCAAAAGGAUUCCUCAUUACAAUACAAAAGUGACGUCAUCGUUUGUGCUGCUAGUGAAGGGGAGCUUGGCCUUCUGUCGUUCUUACUGCCACGUUUAAAAACCGAUUCAUAACAAGGUACUCCGAAACAAAAUGAAUGUUGGCGUAGCGCACAGUGAGGUGAACCCCAACACUCGGGUCAUGAACAGUCGAGGGAUCUGGCUGACCUAUGCCCUCGGUGUUGGAAUGCUUCACAUUGUGCUUUUGAGCAUACCCUUCUUCAGUGUACCUGUGGUGUGGACUCUCACAAAUGUUAUACACAAUUUUGGGAUGUAUGUCUUCAUGCAUGCAGUGAAAGGCACUCCGUUUGAGACCCCAGACCAAGGAAAAGCCCGGCUCCUGACACAUUGGGAACAGUUGGACUACGGCGUGCAGUUCACAUCAUCCAGAAAAUUCUUCACCAUCUCCCCAAUCAUUUUAUAUUUUCUUGCAAGCUUCUACACGAAGUACGACACAACACACUUUGUCAUAAACACUGCCUCCCUUUUGAGUGUGCUGAUCCCCAAAUUGCCACAACUACAUGGAGUCCGCAUCUUUGGCAUCAACAAGUAUUAAGCUGAGUGUUGAGGGUCAGUGGUGUGUGACCAACUCUCAAAGGAGCUAUUGGCUCAUAGCAAGAUGAAUAGUUAACCCUAUGUACUCUGUACCACUGGAGUGUGUACUGAGCAGUUUUGUACAGUAUGUGUAAUUGUCACUCAUUGUUUAGAUACGCCAGGUUAAACUAUAAUGGGAGACUUACAGAGAUAAGAUAAUGCCAUGUGCAUUACUAACUUAAGUAAAUAUUAUUAUUAUUAAUUUUAUUUUUUUAUCUGCAUAGACCUGGGCUGGCCCAUGUAUAAAAAGUGGAGCUUUUUUUUGUUCUUUUUUUGUUUGCCCUCACUUCACACUGUGACACAAAUAUUGAGUUCCUCCUUGUUACAAUUAAUUUUUCUCAUCAUAACCGAAAGCCUUAUCAGAUGUAUUUUUAAAGAUGAUUUCUUCAUAAAAGUAGGGGCCUAUGGUUCAUUGUUUGACACACAUUUAUUUUUUAGAUGGGUUAUCAUUGCUGAAAAGAACUGAACAAUAUGAAAUACAAAUGUUGCAUGAU